Molecule: messenger RNA, 2330 nt
Organism: Xenopus tropicalis (tropical clawed frog)
Lineage: Eukaryota; Metazoa; Chordata; Amphibia; Anura; Pipidae
Source: RefSeq, a predicted model, not a curated record
AUGUUAAACCUCACAAACUGGUAGAUGGUGGCAUUUACUCAAAAUCAAGUUUUUUUUUAGAACUGGGUGUGUUUAUAGGAUUCUGUUCAACCCCUUCGAACCCAUUUCAUAGCAAUAGCUGCAUAUCAUGAGAAUUGAAGCAAGCACGCAGCAACAAGAAGCAUCUCCCAAAAGAAGCCUAGGUGUUUGCUGGAGGAAACCAAGUGCAGGAAAUUAAUACAGGGGUCAUGGUAAAAAAGAUCUGUGUGGUUGGGGCAGGCUCCAGUGGUCUAGCGGCCAUCAAAUGCUGCUUGGAUGAGGACCUGGAACCCACAUGCUUUGAGAGAUAUCAUGACAUUGGAGGUCUAUGGAGGUUCAAGGAAGACCUUGAAGAUGGACGUGCUAGCAUUUAUAAAUCAGUGAUCAUAAACACCUCCAAGGAGAUGAUGUGCUUCAGUGACUAUCCCAUCCCAGAUGACUUCCCCAACUACAUGCACAACUCCAAAAUCAUGGACUAUUUCCGCAUGUAUGCCGAGAACUUUAAUUUGCUCAAAUACAUCCGCUUUAAGACUACCGUGUGUAGCAUUAAGAAAUGCCCGGACUUUGCUAAGAGUGGCCAAUGGGAAAUAGUGACAGAGUGUGAUGGAAAGCAGGACAUGGGCAUCUAUGAUGGAGUGCUGCUGUGCAGUGGGCACCAUACCUUCCCUCAUCUGCCGCUGGAAUCCUUCCCAGGUAUUAAGAAGUUUAAAGGCCAGUACUUCCACAGUCGAGAAUACAAGUACCCUCAUCUAUUCCAGGACAAGAGGAUCAUUGUCAUUGGCAUAGGGAAUUCUGGAGGGGACUUGGCAGUGGAGCUUAGUUCUGUUGCAAAACAGGUAUACCUAAGCACCAGGAGAGGAGCGUGGAUCAUCAACCGAGUCCAUGAUGAAGGCUUCCCACUGGAUGUCGUACUGUUCAGCCGAUUUAAAAACAUUAUCAAGGAGUACAUGACCACUGACAUGCUGAAUUCCUGGGCUGAGAAAAGGCUGAAUGCACGUUUUAAUCAUGAGAACUUUGGACUCAAACCUAAGCACAGAAUUCUCAGCCAACACCCAACCAUCAAUGAUGACCUGCCAAACCGCAUCAUCUCUGGCAAAGUGAUAAUGAAGGCCAACGUGAAAGAGUUCACAGAAACUAAUGCCAUUUUUGAAGAUGGAACAAUAGAAAAAAACAUUGAUGUGGUAUUUUUUGCUACUGGCUACAGCUUCUCCUUUCCAUUUUUUGAAGAUUCAGUCCUCAAAACUGAAAAUAACAAGAUACCAUUGUACAAAUUUGUUUUCCCUCCAUAUUUAGAGAAGCCAACUGUGGCCUGUAUAGGCCUUAUCCAGCCCCUUGGGGCCAUCAUGCCUGUCUCAGAGCAGCAAUGCCGCUGGGCAGUCCGAGUUUUUAAAGGGCUGUGUACGUUGCCUUCCCAGCAGGACAUGCUGGCCGACAUAGCCUGCAAGAAGAAACACAUGGAAUGCCGGUAUGUGACGAGCCCACGACACACAAUCCAAGUUGACUAUGUGGAUUACAUGGAUGAACUGGCUUCUCAGUUUGGCGUUAAGCCCAACCUAUUCCAUUUCCUCCUUACUGACCCAACUCUAGCCUGGGAGCUGUUCUUUGGGCCUUGCACUCCCUAUCAGUAUAGACUGACAGGGUCCAACAAAUGGAAAGGAGCAAGAAAUGCAAUCCUUACCCAGCGAGAGCGCAUUAUUAAGCCCACAAAGUCCAGAGUCCUUGUUGACGACGACAUGAAAAAACCUCAUGAUCCGGUGCCAUUUCUCCUGAAAAUCCUGGCCGUCUUUGCCCUUCUGGCUGCAGUCUAUUUUGUCUAUGCUUAAGUAUUGUACUAGUAUAUACUAAGUAUUGUACUAGCUACAGUAUAUCCAUUAUUUGCUUGUUUGAUUAUACUGGAUCACAGCAGCAACACAAAGCUUUAUAGAAUGAAUGUACUAUCUGACCCGCAGGCAAGCACUUCUAUGAUACGAUUUUGCUUGAGAUUAUUAUCAAAUAUAAAGGCAGCCUGGGCAAUGAAUAAUUAAUUAAGGGGAAUCUGCAAAUCCCAAAGUGGCAUUUUUGUACCUACAGUAGGCACAUACAGCUUAAAGGACAGCUCAAGAAUAAGACAAAUAAAAUAACUAGGGAGUUGCCACUUUGUGAGGACUGAAUUAUACACUCAAAACAAAGCAAAACACAUUUGAAAUUUAACUAUUUCAUUUAUCCAGGUCAUGGUAUAUCUAGUAUAGGUGAAUCUAAAGCAACUGGAUAAACAAUUGAUGUAUAAAGGACGUAACAUUCUCUCUAAUAAAUCUACUGUUCCUGGUAAAGAA